Scomber scombrus (Atlantic mackerel) is the source of this 540-nucleotide messenger RNA. Its product is annotated as sodium/potassium-transporting ATPase subunit beta-3-like. The record is from RefSeq and is a predicted model, not a curated record. Gene Ontology annotation, biological process: intracellular potassium ion homeostasis; potassium ion import across plasma membrane; sodium ion export across plasma membrane. The transcript has 5 exons. NCBI's taxonomy places the organism in Eukaryota, Metazoa, Chordata, Actinopteri, Scombriformes, Scombridae. Bases 1 to 540 code for a protein of 179 amino acids. Gene Ontology annotation, cellular component: sodium:potassium-exchanging ATPase complex. Gene Ontology annotation, molecular function: ATPase activator activity.
AUGUCAUUGAAGGUGUCAUAUGACACAGUGUGUGAUGUCAUUCAAGGAUAUAACGACAGCAUGCAGGAGCGUAACGACUUGUGUCUGGUGGGCGAACACACGGAGCAAGCCGGCGAGCAGGUGAAGAAGGUUUGUCAGUUUAAACGCAGCACACUGCAGCAGUGCUCCGGUCUCACAGACGGCAGCUUCGGAUACGCAGACGGGAAACCGUGCAUCAUCGUCAAGAUGAACCGGGUGAUUGGACUGAGACCAAGAGGAGACCCUUACAUCAACUGUACUGCCAAGAGAGACACUCCGUUACAGAUGCAGUACUUCCCCUUCGAGGGCCGGAUGGAUAAAAUGUUUUUCCCCUACUACGGAAAGAACAGUCAUCCGGACUACGUGCAGCCGCUGGUCGCCGUGCAGCUGAUGCUAACGAAGGAAGACUACAACGUGGAGCAGACGGUGGAGUGUAGGGUCGAGGGUUCGGACCUCCGGAACAACGACGAGCGUGAUAAGUUUCUCGGUCGCGUCACCUUUCGGGUCAAAGUGUCCGAGUAG